Messenger RNA from Pieris napi, 2698 nucleotides. RefSeq lists its product as uncharacterized. The coding region runs from base 314 to 1933 and encodes 539 amino acids. The record is from RefSeq and is a predicted model, not a curated record. The transcript is spliced from 2 exons. Lineage: Eukaryota; Metazoa; Arthropoda; Insecta; Lepidoptera; Pieridae.
CCUUGCUUGGUGUUCCGUUUGAGUGUCAUAUGUCACAAGAAAUAUUUAGUUUUCCUUUACUAUGAAUUUAAUAAUUUUGUGAAUUUGUAUUAGAAUUUACUACGAAAACAAUAAGAUUUAUAUAAUUUUCUUUUUCUGUGAUUUUGAUCGCCUUGGCUCAUAAUAUAUAUAAGGUACCUUAUUGAUACAACUGAUACAAAAUUACAAGAGUACAUAGGUUGUGUUUAUUCGAUUUAAAGUAUUUUAUUUUAUUAAUUUCGUAAAAUUGUUAUGUUUUGUUAUAAAAUUCUGAUUUGAACCACAUUAAACGUGUAUGGAAUGUGAAGAAAAUGGCGGGAAAUGUUGGUCACCGGCGUGUAGGGUCAAACGGAAGCGACGAACUGAUGAUGCGAGGGACCUGCAUAUGCCUGACACCCAUCCAAUGCCUGGGACGUCUUCUUCUCAGUCAAUGCACAACAAAGAUUUUCAGCCACGUAAAUUCAUUCAAACCGACAUUAUCUUUAACCUGCCUACGAGAGAUCCCUUUAUGAACAAUAUGGAUGAGAUUUCUUAUUGGGUUUAUACAAAACGAGCUCCAUGCCUCUACGACUAUGAUAAACUUAUGAAGAAACAAACUUCAGAGGCUCACAGUUCGAGAGAUUAUGCACUUCCAGUUGAAAAUGAAGUUUCACCACCUAAAAAGAAAAAGAAAAACCUACUAGAUAAUAAUUCAUACUUAUCUGAGAAACAGCAGAAUGUUUACUUUGAAACUCCUCAGCAAAACCUAAAGAGAGUUGUUAAUAACUGUAAAUCAAUUUCAUCAGGCAGUGGUAUUGAAGUUAAUAUAAAAAAUACUUCAACACCAAAACCAAAAAAGCCAAGAAUUAAUAAAAUUAAUAAAAAUAGCUUAACUAGAAGAAAUAAAACUGCAAGACCUACACCUAAGGUGGAAUCCCCAUCUCAACAACAAAACUUAAGAAGGAGUUUGCGUCUUCAACAAAGUAUGAAUACUACUGGAAUCUUUGAUUCUUCUGUAGAAAUUGUAAAUGAAAGUGCUAUUAAUGGCAUUAGAAGUCAAGAAAUGAUACAAGCUAAACAAGGUGAAGAUAGUAUGAAAAUAUUAGAUAGUGACCUGAGUAGAAGUAAAAAAGAAAUAAUAAAAAGGAAAUCAAAAAAUGAAGUAUGUAAUGGUGAAUAUGAAGACUACAGUGAUGUAUCAGGCUUCACAGCAAACUAUAUUCGUUCCACUAAACUUAAAAAAACACCUAGAAAGGUUAGAAGAAGGACUAACAAGAUUACUAUACAAGGUUCUGGACAAAAUGUAGAUGACGGCAACAAGGUAAUUGUUUGUGUAAACAAGUCGAUGAACACAGGUGAGGAAGCAUCUGCUGUUUUGAAUAACAGUACAGACUCAUCUCAAAAUGUAAUCAAUCUAAUCACAGUUUCCAAUAAAGAAAAAUCUAAAAGGAUAAACCAAAGCACAUCUUUGCUUAAAUUUGUAAAUUCAACUGAUGAAAAACACAUCUCAAAAAAUAAUAAUGGUCACUUGGCAAAUGAAUCCUUUCAAUCAGGCAGCAGUGCUACAUCACGUUAUCCUAGACGGGUUAAAAAUACACAAAAUAAAAGAAAACCACCUCAAAAAAAGAACGAUAGAAAAGAGAAUUCACCAGAAAGAUUUGUAUACAGAACUAGGAGUCGUAAAAGGCUUAUUGAAAACACAUGUGAACAAAUAAACUCAAACGAGGAAAGCUCUAGUCCAGUAAUAAAUGUUGGGAGCCCUGUAUGUGUAAAGAAGAAUAUUAGAAAUACUGAUGCACCGCAACAGAAGUGUAUCACAAGUAUUAAAAAACAAUCAUUGAAAAAGGAUUCAUUAAGGGACAAAAGUGGUUUUGCUACUUGUUUUUCAGAUAGUGAUAGUGAUGUGGAGCCUAAGCAGAGAAAAUUUUUUUGUUAAGAACAUGCAUUGUAACUGACUUAUAAAGUUACAUUCUUGCUACUGAGUAUAGGUUAUUAGUUGGUUUAAAUUAAAUUGUCCACCAGUGUUGAGCAAAUGCUGUUUGUAUAUUUUAGCUUGAUGAAAUUGUAAUGUAUCAAAUAUACUUACUAGUAGAUAUGUAGCCUGCAAUUUGCUGAAUAAAUUGUAAUAGAUCAUGGCAUAUGGAAUUGGUCAGUGCCUAUAAAAAGCACAUUUUAUCUAAUAUUUAUAGAUUUUAGUGAUAUAAAACACUCAAAUACGUAAGAGUGAAUUAGUAGUAAUAUGCAAUAUAUAGAGUAAUUUUAUACAUCAUUUAAAAUUUGGAACACAAUGUUAAUACAUCACAACUUUUAUAGGCUUAUCUAAAUAGAUGUUGACUUUCAUAAAAUACAUAAUAUAUUUUAAAAGUAUACCAUUUUUUAUAGUUUUAAACAAUAAUUAUUUAUAAUAUGGUCAGGUCAGCACCCAUUUUUAAUUGUUUUUUAAAGUAAAAGGUAUAUUUUUCUGCGGUGAUAAUAAUUUUGCAUUUGAAUUACUCAGAGAAACAAAUGUAUGUUAUGUUAUAAUUUUGACCAUAAAAUUGUAUUAUUAGUGCCAUUUUUAGAAAGUAAAUAUGAUGUAAAUUUAAUUAAAUCCAUGACAGGCAUAAUUCUUUUAGGUUAAUUUUAUUUUAAUAAUAUUCUUCAGAUUGAUUACAAUUGAUUUGAUUAUAUUUUGUAUUAUAAUAUAUUAUUAUGUGCUUGA